Penicillium argentinense is the source of this 1026-nucleotide messenger RNA. RefSeq names its product translation machinery-associated protein TMA46. Gene Ontology annotation, biological process: cytoplasmic translation. The record is from RefSeq and is a predicted model, not a curated record. Bases 1 to 1026 code for a protein of 341 amino acids. Gene Ontology annotation, molecular function: metal ion binding; mRNA binding. NCBI's taxonomy places the organism in Eukaryota, Fungi, Ascomycota, Eurotiomycetes, Eurotiales, Aspergillaceae. Gene Ontology annotation, cellular component: cytosol. The transcript has 4 exons.
AUGCCCCCCAAGAAGGCUGACCAGCCCAAGAAGAAGAAGGCCACCGUCGAUGACAAGACCUUUGGCAUGAAAAACAAAAAAGGUGGUGCCGCCAAGAAACAGAUUCAGCAACUGCAGGCUCAAUCGGCCUCCAACAAGACGCCCGAUGACAAGCGGAAAGCCGCCGAGAAGGCCGCACGUGAGGCCGAGAAGAAGGCCGCUGAGGAUGCGAAGCGCGAAGCCGCCAAUCUCUUCAAGCCCGUGCAGGUACAAAGGGUGCCUUUCGGUGUCGACCCGAAGACUGUGCUGUGCAUUUUCCACAAGAAGGGAGGUUGCGACAAGGGCCGCAAAUGCAAGUUCAGUCACGACAUGAACAUCGAGCGGAAGUCUGCCAAGAAGGAUCUGUAUACCGACUCGCGCGAGGAAAACCCCGAGGAGAAGAAGAAGGCCGAUACGAUGGACAACUGGGACGAGGAGAAGCUGCGCAGUGUCGUUCUGAGCAAGCAUGGCAACCCCCGCACCACCACCGACAAGGUCUGCAAAUACUUUAUUGAGGCUGUGGAGAACCAGAAAUACGGUUGGUUCUGGACUUGUCCGAAUGGGGGUGACAAAUGCAUGUACAAGCACAGCUUGCCGCCAGGAUUUGUCCUCAAGACCAAGGAGCAGAAGGCCGCCGAGAAGGCUUUGAUGGACAAGUCGCCGUUGAACACUUUGACACUAGAAGACUGGCUGGAGUCUGAGCGUCACAAGUUGACCGGUACUUUGACACCGGUUACCCCCGAAACCUUCGCCGCUUGGAAGAAGGAUCGUCUCAGCAAGAAGGCCGCCGAGCAAGAGGCCCAGAAGGCCAAGGAUGCCACUGGUCGUGCUAUGUUCGAGGAUGGUGACUGGAAGGAAGAGGAUAGCGAGGACGAUGAGGAUGAUGAUCUUCUGGCUCAAUACCAACAGCAGAUGCAGGAGACUCAGGACGAGGAGGACGAGAAGGAGCGACAACGAUUCGAGGGGCUUAAUAUUAGCAGUGAGGUGACUGCUCAGGCCGCAGGCUGA